AAACAACAGUGAGUAGAGACACAAACUGUAUUAGUAUUCUCUCUCUCGCUCUCUCGCUCUCUCUAGUUUGAUACCAGAAUCUAGAAGCGACUCAUUCCUGUAAAAUCGUCACACUAAGUUCGGAUUACUGAUUUACCAAAACACCUUUAUUUUAAAAAGAAAAUAUCCAAGAUGGCACAUCAAGAUUUUAUUGAGAAAUUCGGCGGAAAAUGGAAACAAGAAAAAACAGAAAAUUUUGAGGAAUAUUUUAAGAUUAUGGAUUUGAAUAUCAUCCUCAGGAAACUUAUGAUGAAAGUCAGCCCCACGGAGGAAUAUAAACUUGACGGCGACUAUGUGGUCACGAUUAACAGCGUUGGGCCAACUUCAAAUCAAAACAAGUUUAAAUUAAAUGAGGAAUUUGAAGAGGAAAGAAUGGGGAAAAAAAUGAAGAGUUUAUGUCGAUUUGAAGAUGGCAAGCUCAUAAUCACGAGUACAUCGGUUGAUAAUCCAGCUAUAAAACCUCAAACUGUAACGAUUGAAAAGAUCACAGACGACCAAACCUUGACGACGAUCGUGGUGGGUGAUAACGACUUGGUGUGUAAAAGAUAUUUUAAAAGAGUUCCAGAAUAGUUGAAUCGAGAGAAGAGUUUUAUAUUGAGUGGAUGUCAUAAGAUGGAACCAACAUCUAAUGUUAAAUAGAAAUACAUGUAGUCGUCUAAAUAUAAACUUUACCAGUUGAUUCUCUUGACAUGGCCAUUAUUUUCAAACCCUCGUGAUGAUCUUACUGUUACUAUUACCACAUUGGUAAUCUGAAACCUAUAGACCUUAUUCUAUCGCUAAUUCCACUGCUACGUUUUGAUGAUAUUGUAAACGAACCAUACCUCAAAUUUCCAUUUUGUAAAGUAUAAACGAAGCUCUUGUAAAGCACGUAUUUAAACGACUAUACCCCUUCCAUUUUCUAACAUAUUCAUUAUAUUCUCUUUUAAAUACUUUAAAGUUCAAUAUUUUUCAAAUCAUUUUUAUUUAUUACAUUGUAUCUCAAAGAAUUUAAUAUUGCCUUCUAAUUUAUAUAUGUAUGCAUUAUUCUGUUUAAAUAAAUAUAUAGUAUUUU
Molecule: messenger RNA, 1090 nt
Organism: Lottia gigantea (owl limpet)
Lineage: Eukaryota; Metazoa; Mollusca; Gastropoda; Lottiidae
Exons: 4
Coding region: 172-609 (145 amino acids)
Biological process (GO): fatty acid transport
Cellular component (GO): cytosol; nucleus
Molecular function (GO): fatty acid binding
Source: RefSeq, a predicted model, not a curated record